Messenger RNA from Cyphomyrmex costatus, 3079 nucleotides. RefSeq lists its product as uncharacterized. NCBI's taxonomy places the organism in Eukaryota, Metazoa, Arthropoda, Insecta, Hymenoptera, Formicidae. The coding region runs from base 962 to 1798 and encodes 278 amino acids. The transcript has 4 exons. The record is from RefSeq and is a predicted model, not a curated record.
UUGUGAUUGCAUCAUAUUUUUAGAAAGCGCUGCCGGCUUUGACUGUACACAGUUUCAUAUUUUAUACGGUUUUCAACUAAAACGUGACCUGGCCGUAUCGUCCUAUUAAAUUCUCUGGAGACGGGAGCCAUUAAUUAAAUAAGAAGAAGAUAUUCAAUUACUCGUCCAAUAUAUUAGCGGAUCAAUACCAAAUAUAUUAGGACUUGCGCGCACACAGCCAUAGGAAUCGAGCAAGAAGAUAAACAGAAGGUUUUACGAAUGCUUGAGUUAUUGAAAUUAUUAUUCUCUAUUUGCUAAAAAAAAAAGCGAGAAGGAUAUACGUAGAGAGUGGUUGCUUUCCAUCUACGACACAUCAAUCACCUCAUCUUUAUUUAACAUAAGCGAACGACAAGGAUGCAACUAACGCCGUGUAAGGGUCAGAACACGUUACUUCUGUAUCUCUUGUUGGAUAAUAAUGUUAGGCGUAGAUAUCUUAUGAACAUAUUUCUUAUAUCGUACAUAUAUUUAAAAUGUAAAUUCUCUAAAGCGCCAAUCGAAGAAAAAAAAAAAAAAUUGGCAUCUAUAAACAAGAGUAUCCGACUAUGGAAUUCUGCUGUGUUGAAUUAUGCUAUGGCGUGUCGCGUGUCGGUGUUGGAAACCACCGCGUUCGACACUGUCGAUUUGUGUCGCCGAAAACCCUUGAUGGAAAGCACCCAGUAAUAAGAAACGAUGUGACGUAGAAAGUAAAAUUGGUUAAUUAAGUAUACGUUAGAGAAUAAUAAUAAACAGUGUAACGUAGAAAGUAAAAUUGGUUAAAUAAGUAUACGUUAGAGAAUAAUAAUAAACGGUGUGACGUAGAAUUAGUUUUGCGUGGAUUAGAUUCUGUCGUAUUUCACAGAGAUAUUUGGUGACCCCGACGUAAUCGCACUUUAAAAAGAUCCAGAAGAAUCGGAAUCAGGGGAACCCCGAUCAUAAAAAGGCAAUGAAAGAAAACGAAAGUAGAGAUUGUGCGAUCGACCGUUCACCACCGCAUGAUCCCGACAGCACAGUACCAUCAAUAUCCGGUUCUGUGGUACCAGAAGAGGUCGGUGCCUUAGUAGCGAGUGUCUUGAACAGUGGAAAAAUUAAGUCUCAUGAAACCAAUAUUGUAUACAUGGUAAAACCACCAAAGUUUUGCAAGGUCAACCCCUCGCUAUGGUUCAAGGAAGUUGAGGCAAUUUUUGCUAAUUUUGGAAUCAGAAACGAUGAGACGAAAUUUCGAUAUGUAGUGAUUCAUCUCGAUCAAUCUGUCCUGCUUCUCAUUUUAGAUAUGCUUGAAAAACCACCGGAGCGAAACAAGUACAAGAGUCUAAAAAAUCGUAUUAUUUUAUUGUUUGAUGAAUCGGAUGAGUCUAAGUUAAAACGUCUAAUAGGCGUAGACAGACACGAUAAAGAAAAGCCUUCCGAAUUUCUAGAACGUCUAAAAAGUAUAGCAGCGGGGAAAUUUGAUGAAGCCGUGUUGAAGACAGUGUUCCUAGAACAGAUGCCGGAGAACAUACAAAACGUUCUUGAAAUCAGUGGGCUCACCGACCUGUCGGAACUCGUGCAAAGAGCUGAUAAUAUGGUAGAAGUAACACAAAGAAUACUUGGAGUUUAUUACGUUGACGAACCCAUAGAAAAUGAUAUAACCUCUACUUUCGAUGAGCACUUAAAGGUUGUGGAAGAAAUGAUUGACUACCUAGCACGCGAUAUGAAACAAACGGAACUUUGUAGGCGAUCAAGAUAUCGCAAAUGCUGUAAAUUUUUCAAAAAAGCUAAGGAGAAGCUCAAGAUAUAUUAAAAUUAUCAUCUCAAAUUAAGGAGGUCACCGACGACACGUCCAUAAAAAAUCACCCGUUGGUCAUAGAUAAAAAAACGAACACUUGAUUCUUGGUGGACACAGCAAAUAAUAGCUACGUACAUUUUUGGAAUGAAGCUAGUCACGUUGGACUUGGGCCUUUGUAGAAAGUUUAUGUGGACAUUCAUCCUAACUAAUAUCUCUUCUAUAAUAAUAGGCUAAUUUCCUGUACCAUUUCGGCCUGUUACCAGAUUUGGGAGGUUGGAGAUACAUUGAUAGCACAACGAAUUUACGAGUUGAUGGAGAAAUCAUACGGACUCCUAUGGUAUCACUUUCAACACAUUAUGUUUUAACUAAAGGAUUCCUAAUGGCAGAACUCGGUUAACAAUUAAUGUUAUAAAGCAACACUCUGCAUCUUAAUCAAAAGAAAUCAGGCAAAUGGAAAAUGUAUAGUAAUUAUCACAGAUUAAAUAAAUGCAUAGUAUCAAACAGAUAUUCAGUACCACAUAUUCAAGACUUCACGUACAGCAGAUUCAUCAAGUGCACAGUAGUAGACAGACAUCCAGUAUCAUAUAUAAAAAAUUUCAUGCACAGCAGAUUAAAUAAGUAUAUAUUAGUAGCCAGAUAUCCAGUACCACUUAUCCAAGACUUCAUGCACAGUAGAUUAAAUAAGUGCACAGUAGCAGACAGAUAUGCAGUACCACAUAUACAAGAUUUCACGCACCACAAAUUAAAUAUAAGUGUAAGAUAGCAGAUAGAUAUCCAGUCCCAUAUACCCAAGAUUUCAUGCGUAGACUUCAAGGAUGCAAGGUUUUUGGACACCGGAUCUGACCCGUGCAUAUCACCAGAUUCCAGUGCCAAAGGACCGUGAAAAGACAACUAUGAUUCAUUAAAAACGCAGCAACAACUCAAGCGUCAACUCAUACCUAAAGGUCGCGAGAAAAAAAGGAUGAACAUCCCAUCGUAUGGAACCUUCUCCACCAAACAAGCUUACGACGAAUGCAAGCAAUAACUCGCAGAAGCAUUUUUUGCUUAAGUAAGCAUAAGUUGCUAAGUAAUUUAAGCUACUUAAGGAGGAAUAGGGUAACGAACCAAUGGCUGCGUUCAGCAGAAAAAAUUCAUGAAUAUGAUUGGUUUAUACAUUUAGAUUGAAUGAGGAAAUAAGAGCAAGACCAAUCACAUUAAAGAAUUUUACACAGCUGCUUUUUUUUUUGUUGAACGCAGCCUUAUGUUAGCGUCAGUCAUGGUGAGCUUACGGCUAAUAGGAAUCAAGCACGGAGAGAG